This is a messenger RNA of Trichechus manatus latirostris (Florida manatee), 2538 nucleotides long. RefSeq names its product FUN14 domain containing 1 (gene FUNDC1). Gene Ontology annotation, cellular component: mitochondrial outer membrane. The transcript is spliced from 5 exons. NCBI's taxonomy places the organism in Eukaryota, Metazoa, Chordata, Mammalia, Sirenia, Trichechidae. Gene Ontology annotation, biological process: autophagy of mitochondrion. The record is from RefSeq and is a predicted model, not a curated record. The coding region runs from base 127 to 594 and encodes 155 amino acids.
CGUGCCUGGAAGAGAAGAAGGCGAAAAAAGAGACCAUAGACGUCCGCACCGGCCUAGAGCGGCCCUUAAAGUGUAAGACAGAGGAGGGUGGGCGAGGACCACCCUCGACAGGCCGCCGGCGGAAUCAUGGCGACCCGGAAUCCCCCUCCCCAAGAGUAUGAAAGUGAUGACGAGUCUUACGAAGUGUUGGAUUUAACUGAAUAUGCAAGAAGACACCAUUGGUGGAAUCGAGUGUUUGGUCACAGUUCGGGACCUAUGGUAGAAAAGUACUCAGUAGCCACUCAGAUUGUGAUGGGUGGAGUGACUGGCUGGUGUGCUGGAUUUUUGUUCCAGAAAGUUGGAAAACUUGCAGCAACUGCAGUAGGUGGUGGCUUUCUGCUCCUUCAGCUUGCCAGUCACAGUGGCUAUGUGCAGAUCGACUGGAAGAGAGUUGAAAAAGAUGUAAACAAAGCAAAAAGACAGAUUAAGAAACGAGCAAAUAAAGCAGCACCUGAAAUCAACAAUAUAAUUGAGGAAGCAACAGAAUUUAUCAAACAGAACAUCGUGAUAUCCAGUGGAUUUGUGGGAGGCUUUUUGCUAGGCCUGGCAUCUUAAGGACGUGAAUGUUCUAUCAUAGUAGAUUCAACUGUGACAAGAGCAGUGGUGGUGACAAGGCAGUCUCUCAACAGCACAUACCACGAGAUUCUCCAGGGCAAGGAGAAACAAUUAUCUGGACAAUACUGAAUUCACAACUUUAGUGUUUUGCCUUCUAAAGCUUGGCAAACUAGUAUCUGCUGUAAAAUACCCUGUAUUGUAUGUGUAUAACUUUCAUUUAAAAAAGAAUUUGCUUCUGUUUAGAAAUUAGCCUAUAAAAUAUCAUCAGUGGAUAUAGAUAUGGAGAGAAAAAAAAUCUGUUUGUUGGACUUAUUCUCCAGUGAAAUAUUACCCUUGUUUUAUUUAAAUAAGAUAUUCUUCAUUAUGCUUUAUAGUAUAGUACCAAUAAUUUAUAAUUUGUAUUAUCACUUCAACAUUAGGGCUGAGUUUUAUUUUAAGAAAUGUUUGCAAUAAACUGAAGAACUGCAAUGCCUGUUUAUGGAAGGAUUUAGAAAUAACAGAAUUACUAAAGAUAUUAAACAUACUCUACUGAUGUAAUUUAAUACCAGUUUUUAAGUUUUUCUUUUUUUUUCCUAUUUAGGCUUUAAUAUACUUAUUUUUACCUGCAAUUCUUACUUUGCUUAAAGAAUAAUUGUAGUAACAGUUUCAAAGAAAGCCCUUGUAAGCAAAUGCUACAUGUCCAGAGCUCUUCUUUCUUUCUUUUUUUUGUCAUCUGUAGUUAAAAAAUAUCUUCUUGUAUAUAAGCUUCUAACUUUUUAAAUUUGUUUGUUUAUCUUGGCAGUAUGGACAGAAGUAAUUUUGGGGGCUUGUAUAUAGUUGGUCAACUGAUUGAUUUUAUUAACCUUGAAUGAACUUCCAUUCUCAUUUAAAAUUCCUGAUUAUUAUUCUGGCCCCUUCUUCACGAGGAAGUAAAAGUCACUUUAAAAUAUUUAGUAGUAUAGUAUGAAUUUUUUAUUUAAAGAACAGUGAUUUUCUAUGUAAUUGUGAAAUUGUAGCUUAAAGAGAAUUGUUCCCUUGAUCUAGUUUGAGAUGUAAGUACUAAGACUUUCAGGCUUUCUGUAUCAUUAUAUUGGUUGAACAUUAAGCCAGUGAACUUGUUUCUCAGGGCCAACAUCACACUCCUUCAGAGGCUCCUUUGUCCCCAAAGUUUUCUAUAUUUUUAGUUUUGUCUGUAGAGUUCUAGGUUGGUAUUGGGAGAAACAGCAGAACAACGUGUGUUGGAGUCUUCAGAUUGGAAAGACUGUAGGUAUCCAGGCCACCUCCUUUUCAUAGGAAGUUCCCAUAGUAUAUUUUGGGUAUUGUAAACAUAUGGCUUUUCAUACUUUCAAGACUGGUUACAGUCUGAGCGCUUUCAUUAGUGUUGAGACUCCUUAAAAUUGAAUGUGGGAUUGAUGUUAAGUUUCUUCCUUUACUCUCAUUAGUGCCUCAGAUAUGAUGCUAAAUAAACUUCAGACUUUCGUAAUAUGAAGUGAUUUUGCUUAUAAAUACUUGAUUUUUCUUUUUUGGGCUUUUCUUUAUUUCUACCUUGUCCAGCUUUUUAUCACUUGGGAUUAAAAGGGAAAAAUAUUCAUGAAUAUGAUCAGGUCACACAUUAGCUUGAACCUUGGCUGUGCUUCUGUGUGCCACACCUUUGUGAUUCUCUCGUGUGAUACAAUGAGGCAGGCUAUUGUGGGGGGCUCUGGUAGCUGACUCAAUUUGUUCAUUUGGAAAUAUUUAUAGCGUGUUCUGUGCAUGAUACACUAGGAAAGUGGCGGAGGGAGCACAAACAUCACUGCCCUCAAUAGCCUUCAACUGAAUAGAGACUAAGAUAUUUCUAUAUGAAAAGUUAUGAUAUAGGAGAACCUGGCAUAUGAGUAGUAGGGAUUACUACUUUCAAAGUCCAAACAUGAAUGAAAACUGAAAAAGAUAGUAGCAACUCAUUUUUACCUAUACAUUUCCAAGUAG